AUGGCGGCUGUGAGGGGUUUUACUGCGCCGUUCACCGUGAAGCUGCUGCGGAGGUCGGACGCGGCGGCGUUGGUUGCUGGCAAGAGUGGCCUGGUGGAACUGAGGAGGAAGAGGAGGAGGCGGCUGUCCGGCCUUGUCAAGUGUUGCUGUUCGGAGAUCCGGGAUGUUUGCUGGUCGGCUAAAAAAGAUGACAAGUGUGACGAGAGGAAAUUCGACAUGACAAAGAGGCCUGCUCGUCGGGUUCCUGUUAUGGCUUUUGCUUCGCCUCAAUCUCUAUUUGUUUCAAAGCCAGAAAAGUUCUUCUCCCGUUGCACAAGAAAUUUAGGUCCUCAAUCCCGCGAUUCUCCCCCUCAAAGAGAUACUGGAAUUGCAAAUGAGAAAGACUGGGGCAUUAGUCUGUUGAAUGAACAUGUCAAUGAAUCUGGCACUAAUGAAGAUGGAGGCACUUGGUACCGUGAAAGUGGAGAAGAUCUUGGAGAUAAUGGUUACAGAUGUAGAUGGACUAGAAUGGGUGGCCAGAGCAGCACUUCAGAGUGGAAAGAAAUGUGGUGGGAGAAAAGUGAUUGGACUGGAUACAAAGAGCUAGGUGUGGAAAAAUCUGGAAGAAAUGCAGAAGGGGAUUCUUGGUGGGAAACAUGGCGAGAAGUUCUUCACCAGGAUGAGUGGAGUAAUCUGGCUAGGAUUGAACGAAGUGCACAGAAACAAGCAAAAUCAGGAACUGAAAAUGCUGGGUGGUAUGAGAACUGGUGGGAGAAAUAUGAUGCAAAAGGCUGGACUGAAAAAGGGGCACAUAAAUAUGGCAGACUGAAUGAACAGUCGUGGUGGGAAAAAUGGGGAGAGCGUUAUGAUGGAAGUGGUUCAAUCCUUAAAUGGACAGAUAAAUGGGCUGAGACUGAACUUGGAACAAAAUGGGGAGAUAAAUGGGAAGAGAAGUUUUAUGCUGGCAUUGGAUCACGUCAAGGAGAGACGUGGCAUGUAUCUCCCAUUGGUGAAAGAUGGUCAAGAACAUGGGGAGAAGAACACUUCGGAAAUGGCAAGGUGCACAAGUAUGGAAAAAGCACCACGGGAGAAAGUUGGGAUAUUGUUGUAGAUGAAGAAACAUAUUAUGAGGCCGAACCACAUUAUGGAUGGGCAGAUGUAGUUGGUGACUCUAGUCAGCUACUGUCUAUUGAGCCCCGAGAAAGGCCGCCUGGGGUAUUUCCAGGUAUUGAUUUUGGAUCAUCUACACUGCCCCCACCCGAGCCACCGUCUUCUUCAGACUGA
This is a messenger RNA of Striga hermonthica, 1263 nucleotides long. Lineage: Eukaryota; Viridiplantae; Streptophyta; Magnoliopsida; Lamiales; Orobanchaceae. The record is from the annotation of a GenBank genome assembly.